Salvia splendens (bonfire salvia) is the source of this 1686-nucleotide messenger RNA. Its product is annotated as probable pectinesterase/pectinesterase inhibitor 46. Gene Ontology annotation, molecular function: pectinesterase activity; enzyme inhibitor activity. NCBI's taxonomy places the organism in Eukaryota, Viridiplantae, Streptophyta, Magnoliopsida, Lamiales, Lamiaceae. The record is from RefSeq and is a predicted model, not a curated record. Gene Ontology annotation, biological process: cell wall modification. The transcript is spliced from 2 exons. The coding region runs from base 1 to 1686 and encodes 561 amino acids.
AUGGCCAGCCUCAACCCCUACGGCAAGCUGAACGAAGCCGAGCAAGAAAGGCUGGUGGCGCGCCGCAAAACGCGCAGACGCAUCACCAUCAUCGCCCUAUCCAGCAUGGUCCUUGUGGCCGUCGUCGUCGCCACCGCCGUCAGCGUCACUCAAACCCGAGACAACGGAAGCAAGAAACAGCCCACCGUGUCCACCUCCCUCAAGGCCUCCUGCGCCACCACACUCUAUCCGGACUCUUGCUACACCAGCCUCUCCCCUCUCGUGAAAUCCCGCAACGUCACCCCUCAAGAACUCUUCAAACUCUCUCUCCAAGUCUCCAUCGACGAGCUCUCCAAAGCCUCCACCGCAUUCCUCGAAAACACGGUCAAGUCCCUCAACAUCACCGACAAAAAAACCCUCGCCGCCGUCGACUGCUGCCACGAGCUCUUCCUCCUAGCGCUCGACCACCUCAACGACUCCAUCUCCGCCGCCGGCCUCCACGACAUCCGCACGUGGCUGAGCGCCGCGGGGACGUAUCAGCAGACGUGCAUAGACGAGCUCAGCGCCACGUCUGGUAUGCUCAGCUAUCUCACGGAGGAGCAUCUCAGGAACACUACGGAGUACACCAGCAACAGCCUGUCGCUCAUUGACACCAUCGAGGAAAAAAUCGACGAGCUCAAAUCCAAAGCGGGGCGCCGCCUGAUGAGCGCCUCCCCCGGGGAGUGGAUGUCGCUUGGGGAUCGGAGGCUGCUGCAGACGCCGAGCGCGAAGAUGAAGUUCGACGCGGUGGUGGCUAAAGACGGGAACGGUGACUACAAGACCAUCGCGGCGGCGCUGAAGAAGGUGCCGGAGAAGAGUAAGCAGAGGUUUGUUAUAUAUGUGAAGAAGGGUGUUUAUGUUGAGAAUGUGAAGAUCGAGAAGAACAUGUGGAAUGUUAUGAUGGUUGGUGAUGGCAUGGAUGCAACUAUUGUCUCCGCCGGCCUCAAUUUUAUCGAUGGAACUCCCACUUUCCAAACCGCCACCUUUGCUGUGACCGGGAAAGGAUUCAUCGCUCGUGACAUGGGGUUCGUAAACACGGCCGGGGCAAACAAGCAACAAGCCGUGGCCCUAAUGUCGACGGCUGACCAAUCGGUCUUCUAUCGCUGCAAAAUGGACGCGUUCCAAGACACGCUCUACCUCCUCUCGAACCGCCAGUUCUACCGCGAAUGCGACAUCUACGGCACUGUUGACUUCAUAUUCGGAAACUCCGCGGUUGUGAUUCAAAAUUGCAACAUUAUGCCGAAGUUGCCCAUGAAAGGCCAACAAAACACCAUCACCGCGCAGGGCAAGAUCGACCCCAACCAAAACACGGGCAUAUCCAUCCAAAACUGCAUCAUUAGACCCGCUGCCAACCUCUCUGGGGUCAACAACUUCUUAGGCCGGCCGUGGAAAAAUUAUUCCACGACCGUUUUCUUGCAGAAUAAGAUAGAGGGGUUCAUCGACCCGAAAGGGUGGCUCCCGUGGGUUGGUACCUCGGCCCCCGAUACCAUCUUCUACGCCGAGUAUGGAAACUGGGGGCCGGGAGCCGACACCAAGAAGAGGGUUAAUUGGAAGGGUUUGAAGCUCAACCUUGAUGCAAAACAAGUGAACAAGUUUACUGUUGACAAAUUUGUCAAUCAGGACAAAUGGAUUAAAGACACAGGUGUUACCUACAAAUCGGGACUUUGA